AAUGUCAAACAAACAAAUCUAAUGUCACUGAUGAAAUUCGGACUGGAUUCAUAUUUUUGCUCUGAAUUUUAUGCUUUCAAAGAUUUUAUUUUAAAAAUCUAAGGAUAAAAACAGCAAUCCUUUCGGUGCAAAUACUCAUUCCACAUAAUUACGUCAUGAACAAACUACAAAGAGUCUUUUGUUAGUUCAUUGGAUAGUAUUGACUCUGACAAUUAUUAACUAUGGAAAAUAAUAUUGAUGUAGUUGAUGAGAUAUCAUCAUUGCUGGAUUCUGAAAAGUACAAAGAAGCCCUAAGUUUACCAAAUAAUGUGAAAUUUGCACAAAGUUUUAAAGAAAAUUGUUGGGAUUUGAUAUCAAUAAUAAUUAAUAAGGUGCAUGAUGACACAAUUAUUUUAAAGCCUUCAUUGCAUGGGGCAUGUGAACAACUACUAAACCUUAUAGUUGAAAAGGCAACUCCCGAAGAAACUCUGUUGGAAUUCAUUGAACAAGUGGAAGUGGCCAAAAAUGAUGCUCAAUUUAGUAUUAUUUUAACGCCAUUACAACAACUUCUUGAAAGAUUAAAAGCAAAACGUGGGCGAUCGUUAGAAUGGUGCCUCAAUUCUAUCUCCACUUACAUUGAAACUAUUCCUACCCCAGAAUACUUUUUAGAACAAAAAGAGCGUUUGUUAAUGGAUUGUGAUAAUAAUAUCAGAAGAGUUGUGAAAGUGUAUUCAUUGAUUCCACCAUUUUACAAACCUUUUAUUGCUGAGCUGAAAAGGGAAGAUAAUGUAAAAGUCAAACAAACAAUAUGUGCUUUUCUUGUCAGCCUUUUGGGAAAACCAAUUAUUUAUAUUGAUUUGGAUCCGGAUUCAAAUGCUCAAAGUGAAGCCAGGCAAACUUGUUCAACUAUAAUAGAUGAUAUUUGCUCAUUGGAAAAGAAUGUUCUCAAAUUUUUAUUCUAUAUUGAAGAAUGUAGUAAAGAGAAGAAAAUAUCCAGAUUAAAUGAAGAUUCGGGAGAAGAAUUAUCAGCUUAUGAAAAUAAAGACAAAAUUAAUAUGACUUCACUUGCCGGGUUGUUUUAUGUUGUAUUCUCUGGCCAUUUCAACAUAAUGGAUAAUGCAAUUCCACAAGUUUAUAGUAUUGAAUAUAUUGUUCAUACUAGUCUUCUCGCUGUAAAUAAUCUACUGUGUAACACAGAGUAUGGCCCACUAAGUAAAGCUUUGUCGUUAUGCAAAGCACUUUUAAAUCGUCUACCAAAUAUUGUUACUUAUGAUGUGCUAUCAAUACCCGUGCAUUUCAACUUAUUAAAGGGUUUAGUGAAUGUUGCUAUUUAUUCUAAUUAUGUAGUUAUACGUAAAACUGCAGUUAAUUUGAUAAGUGUACAUGUAAAUAAAUUUCAAUACAAAGGAAGAUGUUUGCUUAUAAAGUACAUAUUUGAAAUUGCAAAUCAUUCUGGUAUGAUUGGUUAUGCAAUAACAUUGUACAAGAAUUCAAUUAAUGAGGCAUUCAAAAAUCCUGUGUUAGAUGAAUGUUUCACUGGUGAUCAGCUUAUGUAUAUGGUCAGAAAGAUCUGUCAUCUGCCUCAUGGAGCACAAUCUGAUUUAGUAGAAUUAGCUGAUCAAAUAAUAACCGCAUUAAACUUUUUAAGAUAUCUCAUUUUAAAGGAUACUUUAAAUCAAAGUGGUAUUAAGAACAAUUUUUCAUAUAUCGAAAGUGAUUAUUUAGAAAAUUUAAGAACCGGUUUAAAUUUAUCUAAGGCACAUUAUGAACAGAAAUUAAAAGAAAUUGAAAACAAGAAUUAUACACAACAAGGAGUUGAUGUAUCUAUAAAUGUUGGUGGCAACACUUUGGAUAAUAUACCCAUAGAAAAUAAGAGGGAAAUAUUGCAUUCAGCACUUAAUGCUUUUCAUUUGAUUGAGGGUCUUGUAGCUAGAUUAUCUGAGUGUAUAAAUAUUUCUAAAACAAGUGUAAAUGUUUGAUAAUAAAAAUAUCUGAUUACGAAAUAAAAGUUAAUAAUGUGAAUUUGUUUUUUCUUAAUCAAUUAUGUAUAAAUGCAAUCUCUA
Papilio xuthus (Asian swallowtail) is the source of this 2042-nucleotide messenger RNA. It is a transcript of the gene Coq9, whose product is annotated as ubiquinone biosynthesis protein COQ9, mitochondrial. NCBI's taxonomy places the organism in Eukaryota, Metazoa, Arthropoda, Insecta, Lepidoptera, Papilionidae. The transcript is spliced from 2 exons. Gene Ontology annotation, biological process: ubiquinone biosynthetic process. The record is from RefSeq and is a predicted model, not a curated record. Gene Ontology annotation, molecular function: ubiquitin-protein transferase inhibitor activity; lipid binding. Gene Ontology annotation, cellular component: mitochondrial inner membrane; cytoplasm. Bases 222 to 1958 code for a protein of 578 amino acids.